AUGUCUGCUGCAUCGCCGGAGUUCUACCAGCCGUGCGCGCCGCCCGCCUACUCGCCGGGACGCCUGCGCGUUGCCGCCACGGAACCGUCUGCAAACGGCGACGACUACCGCUGCCGGACGCCGACCGGGGUCAGCUAUCUGGGGGAACCAGUCAGCUGCCCGCCGGCGCCCAUGAAGCCGCGGGAGCCGCCAGCCUCCACAUGCAGGAGGCGGCUCUUCGACGUCAAGGUCAUCAGCCUGCGCUUCGACGACCUCCAGGCCAUCGAUCGGCCCUCGCCGCCGCCG
Lolium rigidum is the source of this 285-nucleotide messenger RNA. RefSeq names its product cyclin-dependent protein kinase inhibitor SMR1-like. NCBI's taxonomy places the organism in Eukaryota, Viridiplantae, Streptophyta, Magnoliopsida, Poales, Poaceae. The record is from RefSeq and is a predicted model, not a curated record. The transcript is spliced from 2 exons. The annotation marks the transcript as partial.